UUCUGAGUCUGCUCCUGAAAUAGUCAGUCUCAGGGAAAAAACAUGCUUCACUGCUGCAGCAACUGAGCUGAAGUCACAAUCUGGAGUGAAUCUGCCGGUUAAGGGAAGCCAAGAUCUUAGAACGUGGCCAGCUUUUGCCAUAAGCAACAGUCAGGUUCUCCAUCCGAAGAGCUAAGCUGCUGCUUUACAUUCAGGAUCUUUCAAAAAGACAAUGGCCAAACUGUUGCAAGCUCCACCCAAGUUCUUCCCCACAGAGUGGCAUAUUGCAAGCAAGACACAGUAUGCUAGUGCGGAGAGUCAGAGAUCCAGAUCAGAGCGACUUGUAGCUGAGAGCCAGAGGCUGGUGGAUGAAAUCGAAAAAACAACGCAGAAAACCCAAAGUGACGUUAACAAGAAAAUAGAACAGAGACUUGAUGAAAUAAAAUUCUGGAAGCAGGAAUUAGAUGACAAACUAGAACAGAUUGUUAAUGAGACAGAGGUGCUGUUGACUUUUAAGACAAGGCUAGAGAAAGCAUUGGAAAGCUGUAAAGAGCCACUAUUCAUCGCUCAAGAGUGUCUCUUGAACAGGCAGAGGCGAGUUGGGAUUGACUUGGUCCAUGACGAAGUGGAGCGGGAACUGAUAAAGGAAGUUGAAGUGCUCCAAGGGAUUAUGGCUUUGCUUGAGUGCACACUGGAACAAACCAAUGAGCAAAUUAGGUUAAACCGUUCAGCUAAAUACAAUCUGGAGAUGGAUCUGAAAGACAAGUUCACCGCCUUGACAAUUGAUAACUAUUGUUCCAACCUGACAAACAAUACACCUGAUAUAAGAUAUGCCAGAAAUGUAGUGAAGGUUGAAGGAAAUUCUGUGAGCCCUGAAGACUGGGUAGAUUUCUCAAAUGUAAAUAUUGAAAAGGCCGACAAGCAGAGAAACAACUCUUUGGCGCUCAGGGCCUUGAUUGACCGAAUCUUAUCCCAGACAGCAAGUGACAUGCGCAAGCAGUGCGAGACGGUGAACAUUGCUUUUAAGAACAGGGUGAAGGAGACAAAAGAUGCAAAAAACAAACUGGAGAUCCACCUUGCUAAGGUGAUGGAUGAGAUUACAUCCCAGGAAAAGAACAUUGCGGCCUUAAAGAAAGCUAUAAUCGAUAAAGAAGGACCUGCCAAGGUGGCUCACACACGUUUGGAGACGAGGACCCAUCGUCCCAAUGUGGAGCUGUGUCGUGAUAUGGUGCAAUACAGGCUGAUCAGUGAGGUUCAGGAGAUCACAACCAAUAUUCAGAGACUAAAGGACACUUUGGCACAAGCUGAGGUGGAGCUGAAAGGUCUGAGCCGUCGACAGCUUUUGCUGGAGGAGGAGAUCCAGGUCAAGGAGAACACACUGUACAUCGACGAAGUGCUGUGCAUGCGGAUGAGGAAGUCCAUUUCCAUUAACGAUUUCUGAAGCCCUGAUGUCAGACACAGCAUUCCCCCACACUGGGCCAGAUUCUGCUGGGAGAUACACCAGGGCAAAGCCGGAGGAACUCCACUGAACAUUAACCUAGCGACUCUGUGUUUACACUAGUGUGACUCAGAGCAGAACCUGGCCUAGGUGUGUGAAUUAAUUUAAAAAGACCUAAAUGUCUCCUCCCCAGCUGCUGUGUCCCAGAAAAUCUAUUGUAAGCUUUCCAGUAGACAUUAAAA
Gopherus flavomarginatus (Mexican gopher tortoise) is the source of this 1659-nucleotide messenger RNA. It is a transcript of the gene TEKT1, whose product is annotated as tektin 1. Gene Ontology annotation, biological process: cilium assembly; cilium movement involved in cell motility. Gene Ontology annotation, cellular component: nucleus; microtubule cytoskeleton. The record is from RefSeq and is a predicted model, not a curated record. NCBI's taxonomy places the organism in Eukaryota, Metazoa, Chordata, Testudines, Testudinidae. The coding region runs from base 212 to 1420 and encodes 402 amino acids. The transcript has 8 exons.